Messenger RNA from Penicillium argentinense, 495 nucleotides. RefSeq names its product MARVEL domain-containing protein. The transcript is spliced from 4 exons. Gene Ontology annotation, cellular component: membrane. The coding region runs from base 1 to 495 and encodes 164 amino acids. The record is from RefSeq and is a predicted model, not a curated record. NCBI's taxonomy places the organism in Eukaryota, Fungi, Ascomycota, Eurotiomycetes, Eurotiales, Aspergillaceae.
AUGCCUGUCGUUUCGCGUCUUGCAUCCAUUCCCCUCCGCAUUGCGGAGAUCGCCUUUGCUGCGGUCGUCGCGGGUAUCAUUGGCCACUACCUCCACUCGUUCAAUGAGAUCGAGCCCUGGCCGCAAGCUCGCUGGAUCUACACCGAAGUCAUCGCCGGUGUGUCCAUACUAUUCGGUUUGAUAUGGUUGAUUCCCUUCUCCUCCGGCUUCUUCUCUUGGCCUCUCGAUGUUCUCAUCUCCUUUGCCUGGUUUGCUGCCUUCGGUGUCCUUGUCGACGCUAUCCACCAACUGCCCUGCGGUAGCAUCUGGUCCUGGCACUUCCGUGGUAAUAACAUGUGUACUCGUUGGAAGGCUGCUGAGGCAUUCAGCUUCCUGUCCGCUAUCAUCUGGCUCGUCUCUGCUCUCGUGGGUCUGUGGUUCACUUUCCGCAAGCGUGACUCCGCCGAGGGCAGUGGCCGCCGUUGGGGCCGCAAGCGCGGCGCUGAUGCCGCUUAA